Molecule: messenger RNA, 2175 nt
Organism: Epinephelus fuscoguttatus (brown-marbled grouper)
Lineage: Eukaryota; Metazoa; Chordata; Actinopteri; Perciformes; Serranidae
Product: low affinity immunoglobulin gamma Fc region receptor III-like
Exons: 9
Coding region: 511-1518 (335 amino acids)
Biological process (GO): cell surface receptor signaling pathway
Molecular function (GO): transmembrane signaling receptor activity
Source: RefSeq, a predicted model, not a curated record
GUGUGAGAGAGAGGGAGAUAGAGACCCCACGCUGCCACGCUGUACAGCACGCCAGAGAAAGAUUCAGCACGUCCCAGCACAGAGUCUGUCUGAUACAGUGUGCCAAAAAUACCAGGAUGUUCACUACACCUGGUCUGGUUCUGCAGUCUGUAAGCCAGCAUGCUUCACUGGAUACUCUGACCAGUUCAGAUGAGGUGUUUCCAAACAACUUUUUAUGUCGGGGCUUCAGGACACUUGGAUCACUACGGACGAGCAGUAUGGAGAUAUUUUGUGGUUUCAAUGAUGUGUUUUUGGACGUUUGAAUCUGGGGCGCCGUCAGCCUCCAUUAGGUGGAGUUGUGUUGCUACCUCCUCUCCCCUUGGAUCUCUGCAAGUGAUGUGAGGACUCUAAAACUUCACCUGAGCCUCCCUCGGCAUAUGGAAAUAAGCUGCACAGGAAGAGGAAGUCCUCACCUACACAAUAAGCUUCUGUCACUCGGUGUGAUGUUCAGACAGUCGGCAGGAAGACAGCAUGGAGGUCACCGCUCUCUGCGUCACUCUGUUAAUGAGCACGUUGAUGCUUCUGCACUGUUACUGUGCUGACACAGCUGGUGGAGUGUUCCUCCGCGUUGUUCCAAACAAGCUGCAGUUCUUUGAGUACGACUCUCUCUCCUUUGAAUGUGAGGGAUCUGAAAACAUGAUGGAGUGGAGAGUGAUGAGGAGGAUGAUGGGCGUCGACACAAUAUGUGCGUCUGAGUGGAAUCAGUCAUGGGGACCCUGUUAUAUUCAACAUGCCUAUAAAGCAGACAGUGGAGAGUACUGGUGUGAGGCUGCAGACGGAGAGAGGAGCAGCUCCGUCAGCAUCAUCGUCGCUGCCGGCUCAGUGAUCCUGGAGAGUCCUGCGCUCCCUGUGCCGGAGGGAGACGCUGUGACUCUGAGCUGUAAGAACGAGACGACCUCUGGCCGUAUAGCUGACUUCUAUAAAGAUGGCGCCUUGAUACUGACGGGCUACGCAGGAAACGUGACCAUCCGCAGUGUUUCUAAGUCUGAUGAAGGACUCUACAAGUGUGACAUCACCGGUGUUGGACAAUCAGCAGAGAGCCUGCUGACUGUCACAGUCUCCCCAUCACCUGAUGACGACACACAUCCUGCCCGCCGUGCGUCCCCCAGUGUCAUCCUGCUGUGGACCAUCGUGGCCAUUUUCCUGGUGACGCUGCCUCUGCUGGUGGUGGCGCUCUCUCUGUGUGCAAACUGCAGAGGGUUGUCCUACUCUUCCCCAAAGACGCCGACGCCAAGGUCACGCUCAGGUGAAACAGACACAGUGUCCGAAGUGAUCAAUAUAAAUCAUCUACAGAUGACGAUGUGUUCUCCAAACACAGCACCAUGGAGGACCACAUGUUCUCCAAACACAGAACUCAUCACCUUCACAGAAGAAGCUGCAGCAUCCAGCUUCACAGAGACUGCAGACAUCCACCCUCCCUCAGCUGAUACAGACCAGUGCACGACUGAUGAAAACAGCUUCUACUACACCAUCGACUAGGCGAGAACCACAGUGACACUGCUCCCUAUGUGCAGCUUGCAGAAAUGUAAAAUGCAGAAGGCUAAAUUAAACCCACAGUAAUAACUUUAGCAUGAAUCCAGAAAGAUUUUAAGUUGCAUCCUGUUUCUAACCUUUCUUAUUAAUGAAUGACUGGUGUGUGUCCUCCAGGUCACUGACAGCAGAGACGUCUGGCUGAAGAGAGACGUGUAAUAUUACGACUGACAUGUUUUUACUGACAUGUUGUACAGGAAGACUGUGCUCCUGUGAUGAAGAACAAAAGAGCUGUCAGUGUGUGUCAAGUGAUUGAUUUUGUACUGAUCACAGCUGUGUGUGUUCAAAGCUUCUCUAAAUAUGGACCGCUGUGGUUCUCAGCUGUCUCACAGCAUCAGGGUCUCUUUUAAAGAGCGAGCUGUUUAUUGUCAGUUAAACCACAUCACUCCGUCUGCUCACACGUCUGUCUAUAAGAACACAGCUGCUGCAGCCUUUAAUACACUCGCUGUGGUCAGCUGAUGAUGUUCUGAUGUGACGUGACUUAGAUCUGACGCAGCCUGAAAUAACUUAAUGUGAAGGUGCUGAACCGCUGAUAUGGUUAUAAUACGUGCUAUGGCACACAGGAAAUGUGCAGUUUGAUACAGUCUCUUUCAAAAUAAAAGCACU